This is a messenger RNA of Morone saxatilis (striped sea-bass), 3000 nucleotides long. Its product is annotated as claudin-14-like. The record is from RefSeq and is a predicted model, not a curated record. Gene Ontology annotation, molecular function: structural molecule activity. Gene Ontology annotation, cellular component: plasma membrane; bicellular tight junction. Gene Ontology annotation, biological process: cell adhesion; bicellular tight junction assembly. NCBI's taxonomy places the organism in Eukaryota, Metazoa, Chordata, Actinopteri, Moronidae.
CCUGCCACUCACCAGAGACUGAUGCCAGAAAGUUUCCACAGCUAUUUCUGCCCGGAGACACUUGAGGAAAGGCUCAGACUCUGUGAAUGGCUGUAAACUCGGUGGAAUUUAUUGUACUUGCUGGGGACCAUGCAGAUAACAGGAGGAAUCCAGCCUCAUCUCCAGCCUGCGGGAACUGUAGUUUUGCUCUGAAAGUGUUUCUCUUGAGUGUGGCGAUACGUUGUUUGUUGUGAGCAUCCGUCCGUGAGAGUAAAUCAUGGCCAGCAUGGCGGUUCAACUCCUUGGCUUCUUCUUGGGGCUGUUGGGGUUUGGAGGAACUGUAGUUGCAACUCUGCUCCCCCACUGGCGCUGCACAGCCUAUUUGGGCUCCAACAUCAUCACAGCCACCGCCUACAUGAAGGGCCUGUGGAUGGAGUGUAUAUGGCACAGCACUGGCAUUUACCAAUGUGAGAUGUACAGAUCUCUACUGGCACUGCCGCGCGACCUGCAGGCUGCCCGGGCACUCAUGGUGCUCUCCUGCGUCACCUCAGUCUUGGCAUCUGUGGCUUCUGUGAUGGGGAUGAAGUGUACCCGUUUUGCCCGCGGCUCGUUGAUCAAGUCUCCCCUGGCACUGAGUGGGGCGAUUUGUUUCCUCUGUGCCGGCCUGCUCUGCCUGGUCACCGUGUCCUGGACCACCAACGAUGUCAUCAUGGACUUCUACGACCCUUUCCUUCCCAGCGGGAUGAAGUACGAGAUCGGCCUGGCUGUGUAUCUCGGCUACGCCUCGGCCUGCCUCAGCCUGACUGGAGGACUGGUGUUGUGCUGGAGCAGCAGUGGCGACAGGUCACAGAGCCGCCCCCGUAUGCAGAGGAAUCAACCAUUAUCACCUCCCCCCGCCUUCAACAACAUAUAUCCUCCUGCUCCACUGUACAAGCCCCCCGAGGCCCUGAAGGACAAUCACGCGCCCUCGCUUUGCUCCCUCUCUAGCAGUGGCUAUAGGCUCAAUAACUACGUUUAAGACUGAAGGAAAUACUGACACGAUAACUACAAAGCCACAGUACAACAGUCAAUUGAACGCUUCAUAAACUUAAUCUUUAAUAUCUUUACAGGUGUUUUUGACUCCUUCAUACCUAUAAAACAAGUGUGAAAAAGACCAGUAUGUUCAUGGCCGCUGCAGCACAGACUCAGCCUUGGUACAUGGGGUGCCACAACACCAUGUUUGACAAAAAAAAACAGAAGCUCGAUGCUUACUCUAACUUUAACAUGAUCAAAUCAGAGACCCCAACGAAACUCUGAACCACAGUGUGUGUGAGAGACAGACCAGAAACCUGUUGACCUGCUGCUGUGCUCCUGAAGGACCAGAAGGUGGCAGUAUUUUACAGGCAAUAGUCACAGAAGAGACUACAGACAUAAAUCAGAUUCCACAUUCUGUGCUGUUAAUGGGUCAGCCAUUGUUCUGUCACUUCCUUCUUGUAGCCUACUUUCUUGUUGAGAUUAAUUCCAAAGCUAGUUAAUUUAUAAUAAUGCAGUACCUGUCAGACUUAUGGUUGUGGUUACCUUCUGUUAUCCCCGGCAGACAUUGCUACUAUUAUUUUCUGUUCUUGUGUUUUGUUUUGUCUGCCUCUAUGUAUGUGAAGCGUCCUUGGGUCUCUUGAAAGGCGCAACAAAAAUGCAAGUUAUUAUCAUUUUUAAUCAUUAUUAUUAUUAUUAUUUUAAAGGACAUGGAUUGGUAUUGUUUCAGUUUUCAGUCUUUUUAUGCCAAAGAGAAUAAAAAACAAUGCAUAUUUGAUUUAGUUAUUACUAUAUUUUUUCCAUAAGAAUAACACAGCUGUAAUUAAUCACAUUAAUUAAUAGCUGUGUUCCUUUUCAUGCAUCAUUGGGAUACUUAAAUGGAACAUAGCCAUUGUUAACACUAUUAGUUCCCACUGAUUUUCCUGAUAUGACAAGUGAAAAACGUCUGCUGUGACAAAGGCCGGGUGACAUAUUGACACGUUUUGGCCUAAAAUCCAGUGUUGAUUAUUUAUAGUUUAACCCUCAGGACAGAUGAGCACCAGAUCUAACAGCUGAACUCUGUCCAACUUUAAUCUUCAUGUACAUUUAGAUAUAUAUUGUUCCUGAUUCACUCAUAAAGGCCCCUGUGACGAUUUGAGUAAAGCUUAAGAAAGCCACUGGAUGGCGACAGAGGUCUUUUGAGAGUUCAACCUACAGCCUUCAGUUAGAAAAUCCUUUCUAUUCAAUCAGACUCCAUCAUUUAUUAGAUAUAGUAUAGGCUCCCAGUUGAAUGUUGAUGACUUUUCAUGGAUGGCACAAACUAGAGAGUCUAGUUCACCAUAUAUGUGAAAUGAAUUAUCAUUUGUUGCUGCUGAGUAAGACAUUAUUUAUGACUCAUUUUGUGAGGCUGCCUGCCUCUAAAACUACCUCUAACACUGUGGAAGUGUUCUUGAGGCUUUAUUUGUUAGAAAAACCUUCCAAUUAGAGCUGCCCUCUGUCUGGCACCCUGUCAGCCACACAGACUCUAAAUUAGAGGACGUGUCACAAUUCAAGAAAGUCACUUAUCUUCUUUCCCCGCAGUCAGACUAGUCAACAUCUCUGUUAUGCCAAGGAGCUCAUUUAUAUUGCUGGUAAAGCCACAAAAAAAUAUAUAUUUAGUUUAGAAUUCAGUAAAGGGAAAUGUUGAGUUGAAGGUAUAAGGAGAAAGAAAAGGCUUCACAGCAAAGCAAAUUAUAAUGAAUGUAAAAUGUUUCUGUUGUGGGCACUUUCACAUUUCAGCACCAUGGACAGCGGUCUGAAUGCUCAUCCUCUAUCUCACUGGAUUUGAAGUUAACACACUGGAUUCGGUAACGUGACUUAAAGUGGACUAAAAGUGACCCAACAGAAUCUCCUGUGAAUUGCCAUUGAUUCGUCCCACUGUUGGGAGGGGGGACUGGUGCCUGCAUGUUUUCAAGUACCCUCUUGGAUGCUGCUAUGGUAGCUAAAACAUAAUAAAGAGUCCUCUAUGGAGCCCUUUCAGUGGAGAAAAUU